This is a messenger RNA of Pyricularia pennisetigena, 813 nucleotides long. RefSeq lists its product as uncharacterized. NCBI's taxonomy places the organism in Eukaryota, Fungi, Ascomycota, Sordariomycetes, Magnaporthales, Pyriculariaceae. Bases 1 to 813 code for a protein of 270 amino acids. The transcript has a single exon. The record is from RefSeq and is a predicted model, not a curated record.
AUGUUCGCAAAUCGCCUACUCUUCAUCACGGGCCUGCUGGGCAUUGCCCAGGCCCUGCCGCAAGCGCCCAAAGACUCCGUCGGCAGACUCAUCGGACAGGAGGACAUGAUCGACCACAACCAGCACGGCGUGGCCAUUGACGGCGCCCUCGACCGGGCCUCCAAAUUUUACGCCUACACCAGCACCGCGGCCAACGCCCCAGCACCCACCCCUGGCCCGAGCAUGGACAAGGUAGCCGCAGCGCUGACCAUCCGCAUCACCAACGCAUGGCACUCGCCGAUCAGUACCAGUCACGCUCGCAACGCCAACGCGCCGGCGGCGGUGGACGGCGACGUCGGACCGGGAACACUGGGCGUCUUCAGCGUCGGCCAGUUCGCCGUGCCGACGCAGUGGGCCGGCAUGGUGGCGGUGGUCGAGGCGAGCGGCUCCAACGCCGUCGUGGGCGACGAGUCGCUGAUCGAGGCUUCGUUCGUCGACCAGUUUGGCAGCGGCGCCCUCGUCGACGUGGACGUUUCGUACGUCGACGGCUUCUCGCUGCCAAUCACAUGCUCCUGCGGCGGCAACGUCGUCACCGGUUGCAACAGGCAGCUGCGGGACCUGGACACCUGCCCGAACGACAACGGCCGCGGUUCGUGUCGAAAUCCAAACAGGAACGCCGGGAUCAGGCCGUCGCAGUUCUUUGCUCCGUGUCGGGGCGCAGCUUAUACAUUCCCCAGCGACCACGGCGCCAACUCGAAUGGUGAGUGCACCAGCGGUGUCAUCGACUGCUGCGUGGGCGAAGUGUGCCCCGGGAACCCGUCACAGCCCAUCUGA